This is a messenger RNA of Peronospora belbahrii, 1740 nucleotides long. Lineage: Eukaryota; Oomycota; Peronosporomycetes; Peronosporales; Peronosporaceae. The record is from the annotation of a GenBank genome assembly.
AUGACGACUAACUCAACACUGGCGGACGAUCCGUCGGUUUCGAGUCAAAUGAAUGAAUAUUCAAGCGGUCAGUUCAAUGCAAACCUUGAAUCGUCUCAGCGAAUGACAGAGUCUGGAGGGCGUGUAAGCUCCACGUACGGCCAGCGUCAGACUGAAAUGAGACUCAAAGCUGCUGACUUUGAUGAUCUACCACCCGAAAGAACCAAGGAUUACAAAGGACGGAUUCGGACGUGGCCUGGAUUGUUAUUGCUACUACUUCUGAUUGCAGGUGCUGCAGCGAUCAUUGUACAGCAGUCGAUAAAGACAAGCGAUUUAAUGAGUGCCAACCAAGAAGAGUAUGAGCUAGAGCAAGCCAAUCGGCGAAAAAUUAAGGAUGGCAUGGAAGACGAUCAAGUGCUGAUUUCAGACGACGGACAGGUUGGGAAUCCUAAAAAGUACCCGGACAUGGGCUGUGAAUUACCUGAUUAUCAAAGCAAGAAUGGAAAAGUUGUUGCCGUAUCAAAGAAUGGCACAGAGGUUCCAGUUGGCAUAAAGGGUGUCAACUGGUUUGGAAUGGAGACUGGUUUGGCCAUUCCAUUUGGAUUAUGGGAAAACAUUGAAAACGGCACGUCCGUCUACGAGGUGGCAGCCUUCUUGGCUCGCAACAAGUUUAACAGUGUGCGUUUGCCAGUGUGCAUCAAAAACAUCCUCAAGGACACGGCACCGGACAAGUCGCUAAUUAACAUGCAAACAAACCGUGCCAUCAAAAUUACGUCCUACAUCUCGACUGUCCAGUCAAUUGUUGAAGCGCUGGGCUACCGUCAUGUUUCGGUUCUUAUCAGCCUCCACACUUUGGACCCGAAAAAGUCGGGUGGCGCCUGGUUCAGUGAAGAGCUUGAUGUGACCGAGGAUCAGUUUCUCGAGGCUGUUGACAUUUUGACGCAAAACUUGUGCAGCUCCAAGUACUGGAACAUCAUUGGACUUGAUUUGAAAAAUGAGCCACACGAAUGCUCGUGGGGAGGAGCAGAACCAGAUUGGCAGAAGGGAGCGACGUUGAUCGGUAACAGGAUGCUGGAAAACUGCCCAAACUGGCUAGCUUUUGUCGAAGGCAUCGCUUCGAAGGGCACUAUUACGUUGAAUGGGAAGGAAGACACUUACUUUGAUUGGUGGGGAGGUGGUCUUGCUGAUGCUGGCGGUAAUCCUCCCACAUUUGACAUCGAGAACAAACUAGUAUGGUCGCCACACUACUACAACACCGGCGUGAAUCCAGCCUGGUACCUCUAUGCCUCGGGUACUCAAAACGCUGAGGGUGGACGUGAUGGCUACGUCGAGCUUGAUGACGACACGCUGAGAAAUAACGUGGAGAAAACCAUGGAGAAAAUGUUUGGCUAUCUGGUGAAUGAAGACACAAACUCCGCUAUGGUCAUGGGUGAAUUUGCUGGCCUGUACGGUAAAGACGCCCACCCGAUGCUCACAACAAAACGUACCACAGAUUAUACAAUCGAGGUCAUGAUCAAGGCGAACUACGCUGGAGCCUACAUGUGGUCAUUGAACCCCGAGAGUGCGUACCAGUUUAACCCGGCCGACACUUUUGGCCACUUCACCGAAGGUCUCCUGCAGGACGACUGGCUCACGCCAAACAAGGUGUUCGUAGAAGGCAUGGCUGCAUUGGACGUGAUGGAAAACCUUCAACCGUUCCCUUGCUUCCCCGAAGAAAAGGAGGGUUCCUCUUCAAAAGAAGCAUUAGCAGAAGAAGAGUAG